AUGCCUGGUGCCAUUUCCGCAAUCACAGCCAUUGCCGGCCGUGGCGAAGAAUUUAAUGAAGAAUUAUGUACUUUCGAAACAUGUGAUAUCGCUCUCUCCUGGUUCAAAUACCGCCCAUCUUUGCCUGCAAAUGCAGUGUUCGCUGCUCUGUUCUUUAUCUCCGCCGCCAUCUUUCUCAUCCAAGGGGUGGCCACGAGGAGAUUCAUCGGGUUCACCAUCGCCAUGGUUCUCGGGACCAUAGGCGAAACGAUUGGAUAUGUCGGCAGAAUCCUGAUGUGGGAUAAUCCGUGGAAGCAGGUUCCAUUUAUGAUUCAAAUAUGCUGCCUCACACUUGCUCCCGCAUUUCUUGCAGCAGGUAUAUAUCUUACGCUGUCUCGAAUCGUCACGGUAUUCGGCGCAGAAAACUCCCGUAUACGCCCACGAUGGUACCCUCGAAUCUUCAUUCCCUGCGACAUUCUGGCCCUGGCGCUUCAAGGCGCGGGAGGCGGCAUCUCUAGCACCGCUGGAAACGACGACAGGUCGCAAGCAGACCUAGGGAAGAACAUCAUGAUUGCUGGCUUGAUCAUCCAAGUCGUCACUUUGACCGUCUUCAUGGGGCUCGCUACCGAUUUUGCCCUCCGUACCCAAAGUCGCAUCCGCGCACUAGGCAGCGCUGCACUCGAUUCAAGCUACUCCCAUCUCCGAGCGUCCUCAAAAUUCAGGUUUUUCCUCAUAGCCCUCGCGGUAUCAACCCUUUGUAUCUAUGUGCGAAGCAUCUAUCGCAUUGCAGAACUGUCCGAAGGGUGGAACGGACCACUGUUAUCCAACGAGGGCUUGUUCAUUGGGAUGGAGAGUGCUUUGGUUGUGGUUUCCGUGUUGGUAUUGAACCUAUUCCAUCCCAGCAGGUGUUUCAAGGCUGGAUAUGAUAUCGACACAGCGAAGUCUGUUGAUAACCAGUGA
Arthroderma uncinatum is the source of this 939-nucleotide messenger RNA. RefSeq names its product parasitic phase-specific protein PSP-1. Bases 1 to 939 code for a protein of 312 amino acids. Lineage: Eukaryota; Fungi; Ascomycota; Eurotiomycetes; Onygenales; Arthrodermataceae. The record is from RefSeq and is a predicted model, not a curated record. Gene Ontology annotation, cellular component: plasma membrane; fungal-type vacuole. The transcript has 2 exons.